Molecule: messenger RNA, 3176 nt
Organism: Cucumis melo (muskmelon)
Lineage: Eukaryota; Viridiplantae; Streptophyta; Magnoliopsida; Cucurbitales; Cucurbitaceae
Product: inositol-tetrakisphosphate 1-kinase 1-like
Exons: 2
Coding region: 200-1285 (361 amino acids)
Biological process (GO): inositol trisphosphate metabolic process
Cellular component (GO): cytoplasm
Molecular function (GO): inositol-1,3,4-trisphosphate 5-kinase activity; magnesium ion binding; inositol-1,3,4-trisphosphate 6-kinase activity
Source: RefSeq, a predicted model, not a curated record
CCUUUCUCCUCUUCUUUCCCCGAAUUCCCUCUGUCUUUUCUUCUCUCUGUUUCGGUUCUUCCAAUUCCAAUUUCAUCCAAACAAAACGCUUUGAUACUAAAUUUUGUUGAUUAACUUCUCUUUAGCUUUCUCUUUCUUCUAAAAUCUUCUUAUGACUCUUUGAUGUUUUUCUCGUUUUUAUUUCUUUUUCUUGUUGUCAAUGGCGGAAAUCGGACGGAGAUUUUGUAUCGGCUAUGCACUUUUGCCGAAGAAGCGGCGGAGUUUCAUACGAGAGUCCUUGCUCAGGCUUGCUGAAUCAAAAGGUAUCGAUUUUGUGAGGAUCGAUAUGGACAAGCCGCUUGUUGAUCAAGGAGCCUUUGAUUGUGUUCUCCACAAGCUCUAUAGUGCGGAUUGGAGGAAGCAACUCGAGAAUUUUAGGGUUCUUAACCCUAAUGUGGUGAUUUUGGACUCACUCGACGCCAUUGAGAGGCUUCACAACCGGAUUUCUAUGCUUCAGGUGGUGUCCGAGCUGAAGAUUGAGAAUCACGAUGAAUCGUUCGGGAUUCCGGAGCAGAUUGUGAUUUACGAUAUGGAGAACCUUUCUGAUCGGCGUGCUUGGGAGACGUUGAAGUUUCCGGUCGUUGCAAAGCCCUUGGUGGCUGAUGGAAGUGCUAAAUCGCAUAAAAUGGCGCUUGUGUUUAAUCACGACGGUUUGAACAAGCUUAAACCUCCUAUUGUAUUGCAAGAGUUUGUCAACCACGGUGGAGUUAUUUUCAAGGUUUAUGUAGCUGGAAAUCAUGUGAAAUGCGUCAAGAGAAAGUCACUUCCGGACAUUUCUGAGGAGAAAUUAGAAAGUGUCGAGGAUUUGCAAUCGUUUUCUCAGGUAUCGAAUCUGACGAACCAUGACAGAGUUGAUGAAAAGUAUUAUCAAAUGAUGCAGUUAGACGACACUGAGAUGCCGCCGUUGAGCUUCGUCACCGAUAUAGCCAAAGGAUUGAGACAUGCGUUGAAGCUUAACCUCUUCAAUUUCGAUAUGAUGAGGGAUUCAAGAAACAAGAACCGUUAUCUCAUAGUUGAUAUCAAUUACUUUCCUGGGUUUGCGAAGAUGCCAGGAUAUGAGAAGAUUGUAACGGAUUUCCUAUCUGAUAUAAUGAGGAGGAAAGACAGAGAGCUCGUAAAAGCUUGGUUUGAACAUGAUGCUUCAGACCCCAUUGCCUUCGAUAAAAGGCAAGUGCAUAAUUGUGAAAAUGAUUCUAGAAAUGUUGUGAUGCUUACUUGCAUCGGUAAUGGGGAUGGUGGAGGUUGAACAAUACUUGCAAUUAGUAUUUCCAUUUAUUUUUCAUUGACUUAGAUUCUAAUCCAAUUGAUUUUGCUAAAAGAAGGAUGUUCUUCUUUUAUUCAAGAUCAGAAAUUAGUUAAUAGUUUCUAGUUCAUAAUAUGGUGAAGAACAAAUAAGGCGGUUCCUCUGUUUGUUUUACCUCAAAUUUACGAGAGAAAAAAAUCGCAUGACAUUGAUUGUUGAUACUUUCUUCAUUCUAUCAGUUGCUUCUCUGAGAUACUGAAGUACUCUGCUAAAGUUCAAUAAAGUUAGAUUUUAAGUUCUUUCCCAUCUUGAAUAAUCUUUGUUGACUUUUCUCGGAAAACUUUGGUAAAAAUCUAAGCCAAAGUUUAUUGCUUUUUUACCUACUUUCUACCAUUCCAUUAAAAAAACCAAAUCAGAGCUUGUAAAAUAGGCUUGGAAUUCAAUUUUUUACCUUAGGAAGAUGCAAUUUAUAGGAAGAAAUUGAGAGGAGAUAAGCUUGAAAAUAUGAAAAACAAUGGAGACAAAUUUUAAACUUCUAGUGAGUUGACUGUCAGAAUUUUCUUGCAUGACAUGUGCCAUUGUUGGCUAAUAUAUACAUGUGUAAUUUUUCUCAAGCUCUUUUUGAGUUGAUUUUGGUUUAUCAUCAAAUAAAAUUGCCAAUAAAAGAAUUAAAUACAAAAGCUUUCAUGGUUCAUUAAUACUGUUAGACCCAUUAAGAUAAUGAACAAAGAUAGGAGAGAAAGACUUAAGUCUCUGUAACUGGUGGGGUUAAUUAUUAUGUUAUGUUGCAUCAUGUUAGUGUAACUAUAUAUAGUUCCUUUGAUCAUAAUGAAUACUUCCAAUAAACGUGGCAUGGCAAUCUUUGACAUUUGGUCCUUGUAUUGGCCCAUGCUCUUUAAGUAUUAUUGUCGUAUUACCUCCAAGUUCUGUGGUGUAGAAUAUCAUCGAGUAAAAGAUCUAGUGUCAUACCUUAAAUGAUGUUCUGUCGUUUGUUGAUGCAAAAACUAGUGUGAUGUUAGGUUGUACCAAAAAACUUGGCGAGCUUUUUAGAUUAUUUUAGAAGUAUGCAAAAACUUGGAAACACUGGUGUGCAUGAUGUUAUUGUUCAACUGACAAUCCCGUGUUAGUAUUAUUUGUUGCUUUCUUCUAACAGCUAUGCUGAUAGAGAAAUUUUGCACUGUUAAUGGAUUGUACAUUGCAAUUAAUUUUCUUGCCCCUCUAGGGGACCGUUAAUCGAGGAUACCGUUCGUUGUGUCGCCGGAUAAUUAUUUGAUAUGCCAAAGUUCUAGGAGGUAAUUUUAACGAGAUGGUUUAGCAGAUGGAGAGUAUUGGGAUGUCUGUGCAGCUCCACAUAGGAGUAGUAUUCAUCAAUUUCUUGAUUCUUUCCGGGCAUUGAAGGAGGUGACAUCAGAACACAUGGUAAACAUGCAUCUAUAGCCAACGAUGGAGGUUUUGGACAAGAACCUGAUCUCUGUUGGACUAUUUUGGAGAAUCCAGUUUGGAAAUAUAUUCCCUUUUUGGUUCAUUGAAGUUUGAUAUUAAUAUUGUGGAUAUAUUCCUUCAAGUAUCUUGUAUGAACCUAUGCCAAGGAAGUGGGGGAAACUUGGCAGAAUAGAAUGAAUGGCAGACGGUAAAAAGAAGGUGGGUGGAUGAGUGAGUUUGUUGAGGAGAAUGGAACGGAUGGCGCACGACAAACUAGAGAGUCAAGGACAUUUGCAGUAUUGAUGGCAGUCUUUUAGUUUUGACCUCUAAAACGGUCAUUCUAUGGAACUUUCUUCUACUCAGUGAGGGCCAGAAUGAAAUGAAAGGUUGAUUCGCUUUGUAUUUGAUUUCAUUUCCAUUAUGUUUCAAAAUCUUUAUUUGAUUUAUCGAUGGAGAGAUAUUUUUAUAUUAA